CGAAGUACGACUUGCCGCUCUCUUCAUUGCUCUGCUCUUCACUCGUGUUGUGGCGCCGACGAGGUGCACGCGGACUGUUCCUGUUCCAUCGGUGAGUGCCGGCAGGUGGUGGGUGUGUACGGGAACGUUUCGGUCUCCCGGUCCAGGCGCGAAGGAAGAAGAAGAAGAAUAAACUCUCGAGUUCUCUCACUGCCUCGAGCACCAGUCAUGGGCGGAUAUGCGUGGGUUACACUGGCUACGAACGAUGCCUAUUCUCUGGGAGCCCUGGUUCUGGCGCAUUCCUUACGCCGGGUCGGCACUAAGCACGAAUUGGCCUGUCUUGUCACUCCCGGAGUUACGGCAACCAUGAGGGAAAAAUUGGCUGCAGUAUUCUCCUUGGUGCAGGAAGUCAAUGUUCUCGAUUCGAAAGACGAGGCGAACCUGGCCUUACUGGCUAGACCAGAAUUAGGCAUUACUUUUACUAAAUUACACUGUUGGAGACUAACUCAGUACGAGAAGUGUGUAUUCGUUGAUGCAGAUACUCUUGUUGUACGAAACUGCGAUGAGUUAUUCGAGCGUGAAGAACUAUCGGCCGCGCCCGACGUCGGCUGGCCUGACUGCUUUAAUUCCGGAGUAUUUGUAUUCAGACCAUCUCAACAAACGUUUGCAUCAAUCACCGCAUUCGCCGCUGCUAAGGGCUCGUUUGAUGGCGGUGAUCAAGGCUUAUUGAACAUGUACUUUAGCGACUGGGCUAGCAAGGAUAUCUCCAAGCAUCUACCGUUUAUCUACAACAUGUGUUCUACUGCGACAUACUCUUAUCUCCCCGCAUUUAAACAAUUUGGCGACGACGUGAGAAUAAUACACUUUAUUGGCAUAACAAAACCGUGGUUACAGUAUUUCGAUACCCUGACUGGCACCGUCCAGCCACCACCGGGAUCAACGCAUUUGCAACCGCUGUUGCAAUUAUGGUGGAAUAUAUUCUGCGAGCGAGUGCAUCCCCAAUUAUCAUCCUCCAUGGCUGGUAUCGCCGGUGCCCUGGCUCAACUAACAUUGGGCGAAGUAAGAAGCGCCGAGCAAGUAGCUUUUGAGGAGCACAUGAGGAAGCAAAGCUGGGAACAAGGACAGAUCGACUAUAUGGGUCGCGAUAGUUUUGAUAACAUAUGGAAAAAGAUCUGCGAGACGCUCUCUCUCGCGCCGCAACGGGAGCCAACUCCACCUACAGAGGAUAUCGCUACUUUGGAGACUGCUAUAAAAGAGACUGCUGCAAAAGAGACUGCUGCAAAAGAGACUGCUGUCAAAGAGACUGCUGCAAAAGAGACUGCUGAUAUCAAAGUGGAUAAACCAGCCGUUGAAGCCGACAAGGAUCCAACGCAAUCUCUAAUAUGCGAAGUUUCUAAAGAGGAGAAAUUUUCGGCAGCAAUUCUCGAGCAAGAAGUUCCCGCGUUAUCUUCCAAGAAAACGGUAGAAGCCACCGCAAAAAUAUCCGACGAUCCGAUAAAAUUCGAAGACAUUUGUGCGAAACCGACAUCUGAAUCAAAGGAUGCAAAAUCGUGCGAAAUCCGUACUGAAGUGCCUUUGCCGCAACAGCCAGCAGAACCGUUGCCCGCAAAAACAACUGCGGAACCGUGCGAACUUCCAAGUUCGCAAACGCCACAAGAAGCGGCACCUCAAAGCGCAAGCUUUCUCCUCGAAGCAAAAGAAUCGAAGCAACAAAUUGAUUCGCAAAUAUCCCCCUUGAUCUGCAAACUACCUGUGCAAGAAACAACUGCGCCAGUUACGCAAAUUAGUACCGAGUCAGUGCCUACUAGGGCCAAACCAGAAACCCCAGCUUCCACUCCUCAAGAUACAACGCAGCCUAUAGCCCUGACUAGUGUAGACAGUCCGCAGAUUACUGCAACUUCUCCUGUAACAAGCCAAGCGCCAAUAGAAGACAUGAAAUGUGUAAUCGAAUCCGCGCCUGACGUAACACAACCUCUCACGAUAGAUCCGGGCGAGCAGCACGCGGAGAUGCUAUUGGCGGCUUCUGAGAUCUCCACUGUGAGUCCUGUGCCUAUUCAAGUGGCAGAAUCGGUUCUGCAGGCUGAACCUAAGGAAUCCGUGUUGGGCGCAGCUGUAACCGUGAGCGAUCAAGCGAUUGCCUCGACGGUCACAGCUGUGCAUGAAUCCAAGGAUAUCGCUUCUGCACCGAUCCCGACGGAACUUGUUCAGUUAAACGGAUCGGCUUGUGAAAUUGAGAGACGCGACAUUUCUGAUCUAUCAGAAAAAAUGGAUGUUCCUUCUGAGGCGAUCAAGGAACUAGCGAGCGAUUUGGUUGCUAGGGAUCUACCAUCAGAGACAGUAUCGGCUACUGAAAAGAUAUUAAUCAGUAGCAAUGUGGGGCCUUUAGAAACAACAUCUGUAGAAGAAUUAACGGAACAGGUUGCAAAAAUAAAAGUGGCAGAAAUAAAAGCUCCAGAACAGAAGCUGGAAACAGAAGAAGUAAAACCUUCGGAGCUGAUUACCAAGACGGAAGUUGUGGAAGAGAAGUCUGCGGAGCAAGUUACUGAGACAACGGAAACGAUCGUGAAACAAGCGGAAACAGUUGCACAAGCUGAAAUAACAAAAGUACCGUCUAUUGAACAAACAGAAGCAACGGAAGCACCAACAGCGAGAUCACCGAGUGAAGUUUUGGCAUCGCCAAUCGCUGAACAAAGUCCACCGGCAGAAGAACCCAUUGAAGCGAAACCGCCAAAUGUUCCAUCGACGCCGACGGUAACCGAGGCCUCUCCACCGAUUAGUCCGUCCGUGGAGAGUGCACAGGAGAUGGAGGAGGCCGCGAAGAAGAGCCUGAAGAAGUCUGACUCAGCGGACGGUGCCGAUGGGGAAGGUGCAGACAAGAAGGCGAAAAAGACGGUGAAGAAGGUAACGAAGAAACCGAAGGCAAAACCCGAGGAGGCGGCACCCUCAACCGCGACGGAGAGCGCCGCCGCGGACGGCUCGCAGAGCAAGACGAAGAAGACCGUGAAGACAACAAUGAAGAAGACCGGCGCGAAGAGCCUGGAGGCCGACACAAGCAUACCGGAGACCCCACCGCCGCCAACCGGCGCCGUCGACGCGCCAGUUCCGCCCAAGCGGAAGACGAAGAGUACGAAUGCAAAAGGAACCGGUAAAAAAUCUGAGACGGAAGAGUAACUGGUCUCAGUCCAAGUCAAUUAUUGUCUCAAACAGUUCAGGAGUCCAAUAUGGAAAAAACAGUUUUGCUAAAAUAUAAAAUAAAAAUUUAGAUAGAUACAGAUCUGAAAAUAAUUUAUUAGAUUAUCAAAAUAAUUAUGUAGAAUGUCUGAGCUGGUAUUGCUUAGAAUAUUGAGGAAUAUUGAUUCUAAACUUUUUGCUUAUUAUGAGCGUUCUACAUAAUUAUUGAGACAGUUCAACAAAAUUAUUUUCAGAUCUGUUUGUAGUUAAAUUUUUAGAUAUUUCAGCAAAAUCUAUCUUUCUAUGGAGAGACCGAUUAAGAGGCGAAGACCCUCCAAAUAUUCGCGUUGAAUAUCAAGAAUAUAUAUAUUGAGGUCUUCAAUCCUUUCGAGACCUCGCGUUUUUAGAAAAUUAGUAUUUUUGCGCAUAUACUCCUUUUUUACGGUUUUCUUAAAAGAUUCCCUGUAAAAUGUGAUUAGCGAUCUCUGCUAGCCGCAAAGCGUAGUAGACGUGAAGAUUGUCGCGACAUAGUUUAAACAUUGUCUCGAAAGGAUUAAAGGACAUGUUAGAAGAUCACACUCGCUAGUCUGUUACGGUUUUUUUCUUUUUUUUAUACUUUUAAUAUAUAUAUCUCGCGAGAGUUUCUAUAUCGUUGAGCUUCGAUACCAUAUUCGCCGCGGAGGUAUCGAGCGAUACUGAGAGUUUAA
Messenger RNA from Atta colombica, 3857 nucleotides. RefSeq names its product titin (gene Gyg). NCBI's taxonomy places the organism in Eukaryota, Metazoa, Arthropoda, Insecta, Hymenoptera, Formicidae. The coding region runs from base 208 to 3150 and encodes 980 amino acids. Gene Ontology annotation, molecular function: glycosyltransferase activity. The record is from RefSeq and is a predicted model, not a curated record. Gene Ontology annotation, cellular component: cytoplasm. The transcript is spliced from 8 exons.